AUGGACGUCAUCGUCGUCCUUGGCACUGUGGAUGGUUGGCUGGCUGCAUUCGUUUCUGGCAGCAUCAGAGGAAGGCAGCAGGACUUGGCUCUGGAAAAAUGCACCAAUUGCUGGUUGUUGAAGUGUCAGUGUGAUGGCUUGCUUGGACAGGGGACGCCUCAUUGUCGAUUUGUGUUGUUGUUGGCAGCCAUGGAUUUGCACAUGUUUCUCAGUCUCAGCUUGUGGCAGGUCGGGGUGGGGGUGGGGGGUACUCACAUCCCAAAGGGUGGCGCAAUGGCUGCCGCAAGCAGGUUGACUUCCCCACAGUACGCCAUCAAUUCUUUGUUUGUGUUUCUUCACCCUGGUGUGUGGCCCCUACUGUUCGUGUUGUGUAAUUCAAGAGUGUGA
Ostreobium quekettii is the source of this 387-nucleotide messenger RNA. NCBI's taxonomy places the organism in Eukaryota, Viridiplantae, Chlorophyta, Ulvophyceae, Bryopsidales, Ostreobiaceae. The record is from the annotation of a GenBank genome assembly.